Molecule: messenger RNA, 1170 nt
Organism: Lolium perenne
Lineage: Eukaryota; Viridiplantae; Streptophyta; Magnoliopsida; Poales; Poaceae
Molecular function (GO): protein binding
Source: RefSeq, a predicted model, not a curated record
AUGCCGCCGCCGCCGCCGCCACAAAAUCCGGCGCUGCCGGAAGAGCUUAUCGAGGAUAUCUUCAUCCGCCUCCCGGCCGACGAGCCCGAGUUUCUAGUGCGCGCCUCCCUCGCCAACAAGCACUGGCUCGGCCUCCUCACCGGCCAUCGCUUCCGCGGCCGCUACCACGACUUCCAUGGAUCUCCACCCAUGCUGGGCUUCCUUUAUAGCUGGCCCCCGGACCACGCCCCAAAGAAGAAAAACAACAUCCCGCACUUCGUCCCAACCACUAAAUUCAACACGCGCAUUCCCGACGAACGGGAGGACGCGGUCUCGAAGUACUCUACAUGGGACUGCCGCCAUGGCCGAGUUCUUUUCUGCGACAUGGAUAUGGUACCUAUGCAGCUCACCGUCUGGAACCCCAUGACAGGGUGCCGGACGUUGAUCCGCGCCCCGGUGGAUUACCAUAGCCAAAGGGCCGCGGUGGCCUGCGCGGUCAGCGGCUGCGACCACCGCGCAUGCCACGAGGGCCCCUUCCGGGUGGUGUUCGUUAGCCUGGGCUAUGGUGAUGGUGGUUGUGUUGCCUACGCGCACGUGUCCUUGCCGGAGAUGGGUGAGUGGAGCCAGGACUGUUCUACUCUUGAUCUUGAGGCCGAUGAUGCAUCCAUUGUCGACAAGCCCUCCGUCUUCAUCCAAGAUGCAUUUUAUUUCAUGCUUACAUAUGAUUACGAUGAAGAUGAUGACGAUGACGAUGGUGAUGACGACGAUGAUGUCGAUGAAAUAGUUAUUCUCAAAUAUGACUUGGCCUUUAACUGUCUAUCACUCGUCGUUGCGCCACCAGUGGAGGCUGGCCUAGCUUGUGAUGCUAUCCUCAUGGCGAUGGAGGAUGGCAAUCUGGGGUUUGCAUAUGUGGACCGGUUAAUCCUCAACUUGUGGUCAAGGCAAAUGGGUUCCAGCGGGGCUGCAGCUUGGAGUCAGCGUAGAGUCAUUGAUCUCAAGGAACUUCUCCCUAUUCAAAAUCCAAAGAAAAGAAUUCGACUGAUUGGAUCUGUGGAGUGCCACGAUAUCAUUUUCGUGACCAUGGACGUUGGCAUCUACGAGAUUAAUAUCAAGUCACUACAGUGGAAGAUGCUAUGGAAGAGAGAAAAUUUCCGUGCAUUAUUUCCCUACAUGAGUUUCAACAAUCCCUGA